GUAAAUUCGAAGGAAACGAUUGUAGUUAGUGCAAGUGAAUUCCUAUUAGAAUUGUGUUUAGUGUUUUUGUCACCUUGAAGUCCAUGAUGUUAUGUUAAUUGCAUCUUUUUUUAAGAAGGAACACCGUGCGGUAUUUGCUAAGUGCAUUCUCGGUUUAAACAAUUGAGAAAGUGCGCCAGGGCGGCAUUCGAGGGUUGCCCGACACACCCCAGCCGACGAACCCCCGACGGACGCACGGCGGCCUGCAGGGUGCGCAGCGAGGGUGCAAGUGCAUAGCCCCGGCCCCCAACCACCCCCAUAAUUAAUGGAAACGGGUCGUUCACGGCCCGACCCGGCGGGUAACUUCAGCCACCAAACUGGAACUCAUGGAAUUGGAAAACAUCGUCGCCAAUACAGUCUAUCUAAAAGCGAGAGAGGGUGGUUCCGAUAGUAAUAAAGGCAAGAGCAAGAAGUGGAGGAAGAUCCUGCAGUUCCCUCACAUCUCCCAAUGCAUCGACCUCAUCAACAAAAUAGAUGUCCGCUACGAGUACGUGGUCGACCAGCAGCCCAUCGGGAAGCUGCUCUUCGAGCAGUGGUGCGAGGUGAAGCGCCGUGAGUACUACCGUUGCGUCAAGUUCCUCGACGUCGCCAAGCGCUAUGAGGUCGAGACGGACGAGCAGCGUCUGGAGCUGGCGAACGCGAUCAAGAAGGAAUUCAUGGUCGGCGCGGAGGGGGAGGAGAACAUCUCCCUGCCCGAGGUGGGGCUCGUGCUCUCCAUGAGUGAUAAACUGACGAACGGACACAAAGACUUAUUUGCACCGUGCGUGCAAGCGGUGAAGGCCUGCCUGGCGGGCGAACCGUUCAGGGAAUUCGUUAACUCUAUGUAUUUUCAUCGGUACCUGCAGUGGAAGUGGCUAGAAUCUCAGCCGGUCACGUACAAAACUUUUAGGAUGUAUCGGGUCCUGGGGAAGGGCGGAUUCGGAGAGGUGUGCGCUUGUCAGGUGAGAGCGACCGGAAAGAUGUACGCGUGCAAGAAACUCGAGAAGAAGCGGAUAAAAAAGCGAAAAGGCGAAGCGAUGGUCCUCAUCGAGAAGCAGAUAUUACAGAAGAUCAAUUCGAGAUUCGUCGUAAAUCUUGCCUACGCGUACGAAACGAAAGACGCCCUGUGUUUGGUAUUGACGAUAAUGAAUGGCGGCGAUUUGAAGUUCCACAUUUACAAUAUGGGCGGCGAGCCGGGCCUGGAUAUUGCGAGGGCACGAUUUUACGCCGCAGAGGUCGUGUGCGGGCUCGACCAUUUGCAUCAGCAGGGCAUUGUAUAUAGAGACUGUAAACCCGAGAACAUUCUCCUAGACGACGCAGGUCAUGUAAGGAUCUCAGACUUAGGCUUAGCAGUAGACAUCCCUGAAGGUGAAUUCGUUAGAGGUAGAGUCGGCACCGUAGGUUACAUGGCACCCGAAGUCAUAGAUAAUGAACGCUACACAUUCAGUCCAGACUGGUUUAGUUUCGGUUGUUUACUAUACGAAAUGAUCGAGGGUCAAGCGCCCUUCAGGGCCCGAAAGGAGAAAGUCAAGCGCGAGGAGGUCGACAGAAGGGUGAAGUCCGACCAGGAAAAGUACUCAUCUAAGUUUAGUGAAGAUGCCAAAUCUUUGUGCCAACAGUUGUUAGCCAAGGGUCCGACGCAGAGGUUGGGCGGGAAGGCCGGAAGGCAUGGAGCUGGGAUAGUCAAACAGCACCCGUUUUUCCAGAGCAUGAACUGGAGGCGGCUGGAAGCGGGGAUGGUGGAGCCGCCAUUUGUGCCAGAUCCUCACGCCGUCUACGCAAAGGACGUCCUAGACAUCGAACAAUUCUCCACCGUUAAAGGUGUAAACAUCGACGAAAGCGACGCUUCCUUCUACAGCAAAUUCAACAGUGGUUGUGUUUCCAUACCGUGGCAGUCAGAAAUGUUAGAAACAGACUGUUUUAGACAAUUGAAUGUGUUCGGUGCGAACGGAACUAGAACCAGUGACCUGAUACUCCAACCUGCCACCACAACCGAAAACGAAGGUUGCUUUCCUUUCCGUCGAAAGAAAAAGCAGCUGCCACGGACGACGCCCAUCCCCAUCAACCCCUCCUUGUUACCUCAAACGACAGAGAGCUGAUGCCUCUAAUCUUGAACUACGUGUCGUACGCCCAUACACCCUCCCAUCUCAUCUUCGUCUUCCCAGUUUUGGCACAAUCUGUCCGCUCGACGAGGCUAACACUCAUUUGUUAACUUUUUGUAUAUAAGUGUUGAAGCAUGCACAAGCUCCAUCUGAGUAGAUGAUUUUUUUUAAAUAUAUUUUUUAUAUUGUAGUUAAGUUGGUUUUUGUAAAUUGUGAGUUGUUUAUUAUGUAUAGUGAUUACCUCGUUUAAGUGAGAUUACGUUAGGGGUCAUCUACUGAAAUGGACGGAUUUCGUUAAGGGUUAGCUGUCACAAAAUGUAGGGCAUUGUUGGCGUAUUUGAAUGUUGUUUUGUUUUUCAUUCCACGAUCACGUCACUAAUGAUUAGAAUUGAUGUAUUUAAAAGACCAUUAUAUUGUUUUAUUGUGAUAUUUCGUCUGUGUGUUUGUGUCUACCUGCAUUUCAAUACUAGGUACAAACUGAUUAUUUUUGUACAAUUACUCGCUUUGUGUUCACUUGAACAGAGGAACGGCCGAAUUUUGUACGUUACGUUAAACAAAAAAUUACUUGCCCAAGAAUUUGUGUAGAUUAAGCUCAAAUAUUAGGAUAGAUCCAUUAACUUUCAAUAUGUAAGAUUGUAUUGUUUUUAAUUUAUAUAUUUUUCAACGACUGUUUUAAUUUUUAUCUCUACGAAAUGACAACAGGGUGGGGCAAGAAGCGCGCCUCCGGACCUAUCCUGACUGUUUAAACCCCUUUUUUAAAUUAGCCCCAUUUUGACUUUGUAUUAGGAUGAUUUUUGAUAAUUAAUUAAACAUCUAAAUCAUUA
Zophobas morio is the source of this 2944-nucleotide messenger RNA. It is a transcript of the gene Gprk2, whose product is annotated as G protein-coupled receptor kinase 2. Bases 366 to 2117 code for a protein of 583 amino acids. The transcript is spliced from 9 exons. Lineage: Eukaryota; Metazoa; Arthropoda; Insecta; Coleoptera; Tenebrionidae. Gene Ontology annotation, biological process: signal transduction; protein phosphorylation; regulation of signal transduction. The record is from RefSeq and is a predicted model, not a curated record. Gene Ontology annotation, molecular function: ATP binding; G protein-coupled receptor kinase activity. Gene Ontology annotation, cellular component: cytoplasm.